AUGCAUCUUACGGCUCUUACCCUAGCUUUGGCUACGACCGCCGUCGCGGCGAAGAACUCCACCCAGCCGUACUCGACAUGGAUGGCUACUUCCUUUUUGUCCAAGGGCCAGAAGGUCGACAACCACUACGUCUCGUCCGUCAUUCGCGAAGGCAUCCAGAAAGCCGCCGUGACGCAAAACGACACUGCUCUGCUUGAGUAUGCCUCCGAGGCGGUCUCGUCCGUUGUCACCUCGAACGGUACCAUCAAGGGCUGGAACGCAACUUUCUACACUUUGGACGAUAUCCGGUUUGGCAACAACAUCCUCUACUUCUGGAACUCGGAAGGACGCAAGGACGAGAAAUACGUUGUUGCGGCCAAGGGCCUCCGAGAGCAGCUGAACCGAUGGCCGCGCACCCCCACCGGCGGCUUCUGGCACAGGGCCCCGACUUACGAGAACCAGAUGUGGUUAGACGGCAUCUACAUGGCUGAUACCUUCUACGCGACCUACACAUCGUACUUCGAGCCCAACAACAUCACAGCCUGGAACGACAUCGAGUUGCAAUUCGACUUGAUUGAGGAGCACUGCCGAAACGAGACAACCAACCUUCUGUACCACGGCUACAGCGAGGACAAAUCGACUGUGUGGGCUGACCCAGAGACUGGUGCCUCCCCAUACGUCUGGGACCGUGCUCUAGGAUGGUACUUCGUUGCGCUGGUUGAGGUUCUAGAGGUCUUCCCCAAGACACACAAGGGCUACUCUAAGCUCGUCGACUACUUCGUCACGCUCGCCUCCGGUAUCAACGACGUGCAAGACACCAGCGGCGGAUGGUGGUUGCUCAUGGACCCGGAACUUGCUAGAAGGGAAGGCAACUACAUCGAGUCGAGCGCAACCGCCAUGUUCACCUACGCGUACAUGAAGGGUGUCAGGCUCGGUUUGUUGGAGAAGAAGUACCAGCAGACUGCGUCCAAGGCGUGGGAUCUGAUGUUGGACGAGUUCAUCCAGUACGAGAAGAACGGCACCAUCAGCUUCACCGGCACGGUUACUGUGGGAAGUUUGAAGGGCGAUGCGUCGUACGAGUACUACACUGGUGUUGAGACCCUGACCAACGAUGUAAUCCAGCCUUCAAACCUCACCUCCACCUCACCCAAAAUGUCCCUCAUAUCCUCCGCCGCCUCUCCAAGCGCAACAAGCACCUCGUGCACCACAGCCGACUUCUCCGUCUUCCCCACACAAGACAUAUUCUGCGGCGUAGGCAGCACAACGGGCGUCGCGUCCAACACCUCCUCCGCACUCAAACAAUGCUGCAAAGACGCACCGGUCGAGGAAUUCAACGGCUCCUGCGGAUACUACUGUCUUAGUUACGAACAGACGGUUGCUGAUCUAAGGACUUGCUUCAUGGACAACGGGGUUAAUCCGAGGGAUAUCCUUUGCUCGGGGAAUAAUACUGCGAGUGCGACGGGCACGCCUAGUGGUGGUGCGAGUCGCACGGGUAGUAGUGGUCCGGAUGCUACGGGCGAGGAUGGGAAGCCGGAUACGGGGGCUGCGGUGCAUGUGGGUGUGUCGAAGACUGCGGUGGGUAUGCUGGGCAUGCUUGUAAUGUCGGCGUUUGCUGGCCCACGUCCCCUCCCCCUCCUCGGCAACGUCCUCGCCAUACCCACAAAAAACGCCCAAUUCCAAUUCACAAAAUGGGCCUCCCAAUACGGCGACAUCUACAGCCUCAAGCUCUUCCACACCACCACCAUCGUCCUCAGCUCCCGGCGCCUCGUCCGCGAGCUCAUCGACAAAAGGGGAACGACAUACAGCAGCCGCCCACCCUUCGUCUUUGCAACAAAGUACAUCGCGCGCGAUCCCGCGAAUAUGCCUCUAGUGGUCUUCAUGCCGUCGGGCGAGAAACUGAGGUUAUGCCGCAAGUUACUGGCGCAGUGUUUCAACGAGGCGAAAGUAGAGAAAGAGUACAUCGGACUUGUGGACGCGGAGGCUAGCCAGAUGCUGUGUGAUUUUGUGAAAGAGCCCGAGGAGUUCAUGGAGCAUACACUGAGGUUCGCGAAUAGCACUAUCAAGAGUCUAGUUUACGGAACAAGAACGAGACAUGCGGAGCAGCUGGAGGAGUACAAGUCUUGGUUUGACAAGUACGUUGCGUUGCUUGAGGUUGGUGCAACACCGCCGGUCGAUUUGCUACCGUGGUUGGUGCAUGUGCCACAGGGGCUGUGGACAGGACGCUGGAAGAAUUGGAAGGAUAAGAGCGAGGAGACUUCGAGGGCGGUUAAUGCUGCGUUUACGCAGAUGGCGGAGCCGGUAUUGGAGAGGAGGAAACGGGGUGUGCGUGCAGCGACUGUAUAUGACUAUGUGCUUGAUGAGGGCGAGAAGGGGAUUGAUCUUACGAGAAGAGAUUUGGAUGUUUUUGCUGGGUCGCUGAUCGAUGCCGGGAGUGACACGACGGCGUCUGCUAUACGAGUCUUCAUUCAGGCGAUGGCUAGGUAUCCGGAUGUUCAGGAACGAGCACACAGACAUGUUGAUGAGGUGGUGGGAAGCUUGCGAUCGCCCGGGUGGAGCGAUGUCGCGAGGUUACCCUAUGUCGUGCAGAUUAUCAAGGAGGUCAUGCGAUGGAGACCUCUUGCGGCCUUGAUAAUGCGCUCUACCACCGCUGAUGACACGAUUGACGGCUACUUCAUCCCGAAGGGCACGACUGUUCUCAUGAACGUCUGGGCCUUGAACCAUGGCCCAUGCGAUGUCGACACUUGUGAAUCCCCAAUGUCGGUUUUCAAUCCCGAUCGCUACGAAACGCGUACGCACACUUCAGCUCAGUACGCAGCAUCUCCCGACAUUGCCUCACGAGAUCACUUCACGUUCGGUGCUGGUCGUCGUAUUUGUCCUGGCAUGCAUCUUGCUGAGCGCAGUCUCUUCGUUGCUAUUGCGAAACUACUUUGGGCCUUCGAGUUCAAGGAGAAGUCUGGGAAGCCUAUUGAUAUCGAUCCUAACACUGGGUUUAUGGAUGGUAUUGUGAGGACGCCGAAGGAUUUUGAAUGCGAGAUACGGGUGAGAGAGGGACGCGAGGGAGUGCUUGAAAGGGAAUUUGCGGAGGCGAGAGAUGUGUUGGUGAAGUAUGAGUUGUGA
This is a messenger RNA of Alternaria arbusti, 3096 nucleotides long. RefSeq lists its product as uncharacterized. The transcript has 4 exons. NCBI's taxonomy places the organism in Eukaryota, Fungi, Ascomycota, Dothideomycetes, Pleosporales, Pleosporaceae. The record is from RefSeq and is a predicted model, not a curated record. Gene Ontology annotation, biological process: carbohydrate metabolic process. Bases 1 to 3096 code for a protein of 1031 amino acids. Gene Ontology annotation, molecular function: heme binding; oxidoreductase activity, acting on paired donors, with incorporation or reduction of molecular oxygen; iron ion binding.